CUUUUAAUGCCCGCUUUGAGCGUAGAACCUGAUUCUGACAAGGUAGCUGCAGCGAGUUGGACCUUCCGACGACCACUUUAGAGCAGGACAACCGAGGCUAAGUUCAUUCAUAUACUUUGAGAGUUUGAAGUAGCGGCCAUGUCGGGCCGAGGCCGAGGCGGAGGUGGAGGCUAUGGCGGAGGCUACGGCGGAGGCGGGGGAGGCUCCCGCGGCGGCGGCGGCGGCGGUGGGAGCGGUGGCGGCGACCGAGGAUACGGCGGUGGCGGCGGCGGCCGCGGAGGUGGCGGCUAUGGUGGCGGCAGCGCUGGCGGCGGUGGCUACGGUGGCGGCGGCGGUCGGGGCGGCGGAGGCGGCGGAGGCGGCUAUGGUGGAGGCGGCGGCGGCCGCGGAGGCGGUGGCGGCGGCGGCGGCGUGGUGAGCCCGCAGCAGGCGGCGGCGACGCUGGACGUGGUCCUCAAGUCGGCCCGGACCCUGACCGCCAAAGUCAACGUGGAGACGACGCCCGACGGCCGGCCGCUGGGCAUCACGCGCCGCCCCAACGCCGGCACCGUUGGCAAGGCGGUGGCGCUGCUGGCCAAUUACUUCGCACUGGCCACCACACCCGCCUUCCCGGGGCAGGCCUACCACUACGAUGUGGAGAUACGCUCCGUUGAAGAGGCGGCAGGAGGAGGAGGAGGCGGCGGCCGUGGCGGCGGCCGUGGCGGCGGCGGCGGCGGCGGCGGCGGGCGCGGGGGCCGGCGUGACCUGGCGCCUGCUAGUGCUACUGGCGACGUGCCGGGUGGCGCCGCCGCCGCCGCCGCCGCUGAGGACCUGCCGCCGCGGCUGGCGCACCGCGUGAUGGCGGCGGCGGCGGCGGCGCACGGCUGGCCGGCGGGGGCGUGGCGGUUUGAUGGGCGGAAGAACCUGUUCCUGCCGGGGGAGCUGCUGCCGCGCGAGGUGCGGGAGUGGCCUGUGACGCUCAAGCCGCGCGAGGGCGACAAGAGCGAGCGCGACAAGGGCUUCGUGGUGGCUACCAAGUGGGCGGCGUGUGUGGGGCUGACGCAGCUGCAGGACUACCUGGCGCAGAGGCAGCAGACGGCGCCGCGCGACGCCAUGCAGGUGCUGGACAUUGUGAUCCGGCACGCCUUCCCAAUCAACCCGCGCUGCACCGGGGGGGGCCGCGGUUUCUACUACGGCGGGAAGGGGGUGCUGGACAUUGUGAUCCGGCACGCCUUCGCGAUCGACCCGCGCUGCACCGUGGUGGGCCGCGGCUUCUACUACGGCGGGGAGGGGGUGAUGCCGCUGGGGGGCGGCGCAGAGGUGUGGAGUGGAUUCCAGCAGUCCUUCAAGGCGGUCCAGGCCGGCCUCAUGCUCAACCUGGACUCCUCCUUCGCAGCCUUCAUGUCCGCCCGCCCGCUGCCCGAGCUGCUGGCGGAGGGCGCGGGCGUGCGCGGCGGCCCGGCGCAACUGGCGGCGGCCGACCCACGCCGGCUGAGGGCGGCUGCCAGGUCGCUGGUGGGGUUCAAGGUGGAGUUCCCCAUGCCCGGCGGCCGCGCUCGGCGCAAGAUGCUGACGGGGCUGAGCGAGCAGGGAGCAGACCGCACCAUGUUCAUGAACGAGAAGGAGGGGCGUGAGAUGUCAGUGGCCGAGUACUUCCGCUCCACUGGCCGCCCGCUGCGCCACCCCGGCCUGCCCUGCGCCAACGUGGGCGACCGCCGCCGCGCAGUCUACAUUCCGCUGGAGCUGUGCACUGUGGUUGCUGGCCAGCGGCGCAUGAAGCUGGACGCCACGCAGUCGGCCGGCAUGAUCACCGCCGCCAAACAGGAUCCGGCGGUGAAGGCCGAGGCAUGCAACAAGCAGGCCAAGCGGGUGGCCGAGGCUCUGGCUGCGGGCGGCACUGAGCGGUCCUGGGGCCUGAAGCUGGGCACCGGCAUGCUGCCGGUGCAGGGGCGCGUGCUGCCCAACCCCGUGCUGCAGUACGGCAACCGACAGGACUUCGACGCGGGGCCGCUGGGCAGCUGGAACACCCUCAAUGUCAAGUUUGUGGACGCACGCGCACUGGACUCGUGGGCCGUGGCCGUCAUGAUGAACCAGGCGGACGUGGACUUUGACGGCGACAACAGCAUCUGGAAAUUCCUGGAGGACCUCUGCUCGGCCAUGAUCACCCGCGGCAUGCGCGUGGCCAGCCCCGUGACCCGGGGCUCCAACGACAGCCCGCCAGUGGAGUACGGCGGCGCGGCGGCGGGCGGCGGCGCAGCAGGCCGCGGCGGCGGGGCCCGCGGCGUCGAGGCGACCCUGCGCGCGGCGGCAGACGCGGCGGCGGCGCGGUACAAGAAGCCGGCGCAGCUGGUGCUGGUGGUGCUGCCGGUCAAGCCCUCGGACGAGUACCGGGAGGUGAAGCGCGUGUCGGACAUCGAGUUGGGCAUACCCAGCCAGGUGGUGGUGGGGGGCAAGGCGCGUGUGGGCUACCGCGAGCAGAGGGGCGGCGGCCCGCAGUACUGCGCCAACGUGGCCAUGAAGAUUAACAACAAGCUGGGCGGGGUCAACGUGCAGCUCAGCGGCGGACUGCGCUACAUGCCCGUGCUGGGCGGCGCGGGCUCCGUGCCCUUCAUGGUGUUGGGCGCCGACGUGACGCACCCCACCGGCGCCGCCGCGCGCGCCGACAGCCGCGACCCCUCCGUGGCGGCUGUGGUGGGCAGCCUGGACGCCAGCCUGGGCCGCUGGGCCAGCCGCGUGCUGCUGCAGGCGGGGCGCCAGGAGGUGAUCACGGGCAUGUGCGGCGCCACAAAGGAGCUGCUGCUGGAGUUCUACAGGGCAAACAAGCAGGUCAAGCCGCAGCGGCUGGUCAUGUACCGCGACGGCGUGUCGGAGGGCCAGUUCGAGCAGGUCCUAGCGGAGGAGUUCACGGCCCUGCGCCGCGCCUGCCGCGAGCUGGAGGAGGGCUACCGGCCCGCCAUCACCUUCGUGGUGGUGCAGAAGCGCCACAACACCCGCCUGCUGCCCAACGACCGCGCGUCGGCCGACCCCAAGGGCAACGUGGUCCCCGGCACGGUGGUGGACAGUGGCAUCACCGCCCCGGACGGCUUCGACUUCUACCUCAACAGCCACUCCGGACUGCAGGGCACCAACAAGCCCGCCCACUACCACGUGCUGGUGGACGAGAUCGGGUUCGGCGCCGACGGCAUGCAGCUGCUCACCUACUGGCUGUGCUACCUCUACCAGCGCACCACCAAGUCGGUCAGCUACUGCCCGGCCGCCUACUACGCCGACCGCGCCGCCUUCAGGGGCCGCACACUGCUGGCCGCCUCCUCCUCCGCCUCUGACAGCGCCUCCGAGUCCGGCAGCCGAGCCGGCCGCGGCGCGGGCGCGGCUGAGGGCGGCGCCAGCGCCCCGCCCACCUUCGCCGGCAUCCACCGCAACCUGUCCAACGUGCUGUACUUCAUGUAGAGAGAGCGCUGUGGAGCAGCAGGGCGGCUGGGGGCGGAGGGGCACAGGCCGACAGGCGGCAGGGGGGAUGGAGGAGCACAGGCGGCAGGGUGGAUGGAGGAGCACAGGCGGCAGGUGGGGAUGGAGGAGCACGCAGUAGCUGGCGUGUGGGCAGUAGCAGCUGCGCGGGUGGUGGAGAGAGCUGCGAGCUGGAGGAGAGAGCUUGGUUGUUCGGAGCGGGGAGGAGCUGGCUCGGAGGUCUCCGUAUGGAAGGGGCAGGGGCGGCAAUUUGGGUCCGGUCCGUGAGGGCUAUUGUAAUGGCACUUGGCUGAAUGGCUGAUGCGCAAGUGUACAGUAUUGUGUUUUGGCGGUGUGAAUUUUGCUGCGCGGGUGGAGGAGGAGGUUCAACAGGCGGAGGGAAGGGACUGCGUAGAUACGCACAGGCGCACAGGAACAAGGAAAGUCACAGGCCACGUAUCAGGAUGUGUUCGGAUGUCCGGAUCAGGACACGUGUUGCGACGCUUGGCGUCGUGCACGGGACUGUCUGACAGACUGUAGACAGUGGGCUGGCGUACGGUUGAACAUGGGGGCGGCAAUGUUGUUGAGUUGUUGGUGCACCGUUUCGGCGCACUGCUGCUGGGUGGAUGGUGUGGCUGGUUGGCAGCGUGGGAGGCGCGAGCGAGGGACGCGCAUCAUCAUCACCUGAUGCGCAUGCAUGCCUCCGUGGCAUUGGCCAAAUGGAGGGAGGUGCCACCACAGGCGGGCGGAAGUGGCCGCGAUGCAAGUUUUGUUGCUUAAGGCAGGGGCCAGCCGAGGUCAUGAGGUUUAUCUGAGACGACGGGCGGACGGGUCUGGAGGGGGCUGGGCUAGAGGAUGCCAGGGGCCACAUUCGCCACAGCAGCAGGUGGGGUGCGGGGAGCGAAGGCAGUUGCCCGGUUGCAGUCGAGUCAGGGACGGAGUUGCAAACCUCCAAAUCUCUUC
Molecule: messenger RNA, 4386 nt
Organism: Chlamydomonas reinhardtii
Lineage: Eukaryota; Viridiplantae; Chlorophyta; Chlorophyceae; Chlamydomonadales; Chlamydomonadaceae
Exons: 26
Coding region: 139-3426 (1095 amino acids)
Biological process (GO): regulatory ncRNA-mediated post-transcriptional gene silencing
Cellular component (GO): cytoplasm
Molecular function (GO): RNA binding; protein binding
Source: RefSeq, a predicted model, not a curated record